Rubroshorea leprosula is the source of this 1048-nucleotide messenger RNA. NCBI's taxonomy places the organism in Eukaryota, Viridiplantae, Streptophyta, Magnoliopsida, Malvales, Dipterocarpaceae. The record is from the annotation of a GenBank genome assembly.
ACAGAAAGUAAUGUUUCUGAACUAGGACCUAGAAACUAGAAACAGUGUCUUCUCGUUGGUAUCCAUGGCAUCUUAGUAUUACGGAAAACAAUGGCUUUGAAGAAAUUAGUCAACUUCUCUCCCUUAUUUGCAAUCACAGUCUUCGUAGCUCUCGUUGCUCUCCUCCUCAAAUUUUACCCUAAAUUCAACUCUCAACAGAAACUGUUUACUGCUGAACAACUGGCUUUGCACAAUGGAACUAAUGAUUCAUUACCAAUUCUCUUAGGAAUUCUUGGAUCAGUGUUUGAUGUAACUAAAGGAAAAUCCCACUAUGGCCCUGGAGGUGGCUACAAUCAUUUCGCUGGAAGAGAUGCCUCCCGUGCGUUUGUUUCUGGAAACUUUACAGGAGAUGGACUCACAGAUUCAUUGCAUGGUUUAUCUAGCACUGAGGUCAAGGGUGUUGUUGAAUGGCGAGAAUUCUACAUUAGAACCUAUACUUAUGUUGGCAAACUUGUUGGUCGCUACUAUGAUAGCCAAGGAAAUGCAACUAAAUAUUUGAAAGGAGUUGAAGCAAAGGCUGCUAGAGGAGCACAGCUUUUGGAGAAACAGAAGAAAGAAGAAGCUAAACAACCCAGUUGCAAUUCAAGAUGGAGUCAGGAUGAGGGUGGAGAGGUUUGGUGCGAUGUCGGCUUCCCAAGGUUAGUUCAGAGGCCUUUGGAAAUUGCUUUGACUGGAAAAAUGAGCAAACGAUGUGCUUGCUUUACUGAAGAUCAACUUGGACAAGGAGGGCUUGAAACCUAUGAAGGAUGUGAUUUUCUUUCCAGCAGAUGCCGAGUUUAGAUCAUUUUCAUUAGUAAUAUCAUAUAAGUUGCUAUCUAUAAGACGUAACUGUUAAGUUGGUUGUAGUUUUAUAUAAAUAAAUAAAUGUAGAGGUCUUUGAAUCUUUUAUUUUUUUGAUUAACUACGGACACAGUGUUUUUGUGAAAUUAUUUGUUUUCACCUUAUAUGAGAUACAAAAAUUGAUUGAUCAUGAAACAUAGUGAUGGUGCAAAAAACAAGGAGAAAUUUU